AUGGGAAGAAAAAUCUUGUUUAGUUUUUCACUUAUUUUUUUAUGUAUGGGGUUUUCACUAACUUUGGACCAAAUAUUUGCCAGGAAGAAUGUAAGCUCUCAAACGUCUUCGAAUAAAGAAGUGGUUGGAAAGAGUGAUCAACAGAGUAAUGGAGAUAUGAAACCAAUCCAGAAUUUCACAAUACCAAUCACACAGGCCCUGACCUACAAUCUGAGCAGUGAAGGGCAUUUAGAAAAAGAACCUUGGAAUGCAUUCAGCCAUGAUAGCCCGGUUAACAUCUCCAUGGAUGGAAUUCCCUGCAUUCUCUUUUGGGCCAAAAGAAUAACAGUGAAGUUUAAGAACCAGACCUGGCUGGACCUUACAGAGGAAGCUUUUGGCCAGCGGGCAACGGUGGAUGCUAGCAACUCAAAUUGCAGUGAAGAAAGUGCCAAGUUGUCUCUGAAAUUUGACGAUGCUGAAAAUCCCAAAGGCCUUGAUAUCAGAUUCACCCUUACCAAUUACAACAAGUUUUCCAGGCAGAGCUGGUUUAGUUUGCACCGAAUUGAAAUUAUUUUUAAUAAUUCAAUCCAAGCAACUUUUAAUGCAACUGGUAUAUACGCUCCUUCAAGUUAUUCCUAUCACUGCCAGCGUGUCAGCAGUGUACAGCAGUCUGACGCCCUCCUGUUGCCCAGCGACCUGGAUGACCCGUCAAGCCUGUGGGAGGUCACUUUUGUUGAUUUCCAGAUCCAAGGCUUUUCCAUUAAGGGCGGACAGUUUGCCAGGGCCCGAGACUGUGCCUCUUCCUUCUCGCCAGCCGUUCUGAUCGGCCUGGCCAUGUCCCUGAUCCUGCUGCUGGUUCUGGCCUAUGCCCUGCACAUGCUCAUCUAUCUGCGGUACCUGGACCGGCACUAUGACUUCAUCCCCUCUCCGGCCCACUUCCCUCAGCUGAGAGCUCGAGAUACAGCAGAAGAGAAGGAGCUGCUGAGGAGCCAGGGAGUUGAAUGCUAUGAACUGAGAACCCAGCAGAUUUGCAAAAUGUAUGUGUAG
Molecule: messenger RNA, 1026 nt
Organism: Pteronotus mesoamericanus
Lineage: Eukaryota; Metazoa; Chordata; Mammalia; Chiroptera; Mormoopidae
Product: V-type proton ATPase subunit S1-like protein
Exons: 7
Coding region: 1-1026 (341 amino acids)
Source: RefSeq, a predicted model, not a curated record